UUUCUCCUAAUCCACGCGCUAUUCAAAUAUCUCUCUCUCUCUCUCUCUCUCUACAAUCCACUGUUACAACUGGAAGGACAAUCAAGAAAGAGGAAGCACCCGAUGCUUCUUGUUCACUCCAAAACCCUAUCUCUGUACUAUACCUUUUCAUUUGAUCAAUUGCAGAAUAUUCUUUACUUUACAGAUAAUUAAUUUACGAAUGGUACCAAAUUCGCUUCCAUUUCUUCACCAUCAUCGACUGAGCACUAUAUGUUGGAGUUGAUGUGAAUGUGAUUAGAAGAGGCAUAGAUUGUGGUGAAAGUGAAGGGGACGACAAUGUUUCUGUUGACACUGUUUCUCGGGUUCCUUCUUGGGGCUCUGACGAUUCUCGGGGUCGAAGCUCUUGGAGUCCUCUUUGUGAUCGACCGAUUGAAUCGGAAAAUCAAAGAAACAGACGCAAAAGCGGCAUCGAAAUCUCAUCGAGAACUCCAUGCCGACCUUGAUCCCAAAUUCUCUUUCGAUCUUUCUUCUUAUCAGAACAAGCAGGGAUUUGUCUGGAUUUUAGAAUUUGAGAAAGUCCCGAAGACUUGGCUUGCAGACAAAGUACCGAGAGAGCAAAAGCGAAAGAAAGAGUUGGAGGUUACCCCGGUCCGAAAAUAUGCAAAAAUUAAGGAUCGCUCACUUAUUCUGACAGAUUCAGAUCGUUCGUACACUGAAAUUCGGUUAAAGGGUUGCCUAGUAGAAGCUAUUUCUGCUACGAGCUUGUCCUCAAGAAAAUGGGCUAAAAGAUACCCGAUUAAAGUGGAGAGCAAGACUUCAGUUAUAUACCGUGGAAGUAAAAUCUUUUACAUUUAUCUUGACACGUGCGGCGAGAAAGAGUUGUGGUGUAAAGCCCUCCGUCUUGCUUCAUGUAAUGAUAAAGAGAAGUGGUUUGCCAAGUUGAAUUCAGAGUUUCAUGGUUACCUGGCAUCCCUAAACAUAGAAUAUCCUUCAUUUAUGAAACCUUCUAUGGGUUUCAAUGCUGAGCAAGUAGACAGGUCAAUUAAAGUUGACGGUUCUUCGUCAAAGGUUCGCCACUUUCUGAAAAAACUUGCGAAGAAGGCUUCUAAGACUGGUGUAGAAAAUAAGGUGAACUGGACUUUAACAUCAGACCGUGAAGAGAGAAAGAUCGGUGAGAAAUCUCGUCCAUUCCAAGAUUCUGUUUUGGCUACGGGAUUGAUAAAGACUGCUCCAACAGGGAAGGCACCUAACUGUUCGGCACAAGAGAAUAUUGGUUCCUCAUUAUCGUCAUCCUUUACUAACUCAGGCAGCAGAAGUCAUGUCUCUGUCAUCUCUGAUACAGAUUCUGAUGACAAGAUUCUUAUUGAUGAUGGAACACUCUGUUGGAAUCUGUUAAUAUCACGGUUGUUUUUUGAUGCCAAAAACAACGAAGAGAUGAGAAGUUCCCUGCAAGAACGUAUUCAGAGAACGCUGUCAAAUAUGAGGAUCCCCAGUUACAUAGGUGAAAUCACCUGUACCGGCAUAAAUCCUGGGAAUGUCCCUCCUUAUAUCCAUGGAAUGAGGGUUCUUUCCCUGGACAUGAAUGGGGUAUGUGCCUUGGAAAUUGACAUUGAAUAUAAUGGUGGUGCGUUAGUAGACAUUGAAACAAGGCUUGAAGUUCGUGAACUAGAUUCAAAUCUAGAAUCAAGCUCUGUGGAGGAGGUCACAUCAGAACUUCUAGAAGGUGUUGAGUAUUUCGGGAAACAGUUGAAGCUUUCUGAAGGGACGGUUGAUGCAAUAGAACAAAAGGAUGAAGGAGAUCUCAAACUGGAUGGGAUAAAAGGCAAGAGCGCUUUACGGGGAUCAUCUCAUGUUUCCAGGUGGAAAUCAAUAGUAAAUUCUGUCGCCAAGCAGGUUUCACAGGUUCCUAUCUCAUUGGCAAUAAGGGUAGCAUACCUGCGAGGAACAAUCCAAUUACGUAUACAGCCGCCUCCUUCUGAUCAAAUAUGGUUUGGGUUCACAUCCAUGCCUGAUAUUGAUUUCAACUUGGAGUCUUCUGUUGGGGAGCACAAGAUCAGUAGUGGAAGUAUUGCUUCAUUUUUGAUCAGUCGGUUUAAGACAGCCAUUCGGGACGCUGCUGUACUUCCAAAUUGUGAAAGUGUAUGCAUUCCAUGGAUGUUAGCAGAAAAGGAUGACUGGGCUCCAAAGAAAGUUGCUCCAUUUAUAUGGAUUAAUCAAGAAGCUGUUGCCGAUCCUGCUGAAUCAGAAGGCAAGCAUGAAAAGGCAAAGAAAGUUGAAUGUGUCCAAGGUGAAUCUUUGGACAAACAUGCAUCUUCUUCACCAGUUCAUGAAAAAGCAAAGAAAGUCGAACCUGUCCAGCGUGCGUCUUCGGACAAACAUGCAUCUUCAUCAGUUCCAUCCAAUCAGUCUGUUUGCAACAGCAAAUCUAUGCAAGAACUGAGUACCCCUUUGUUGAGGAAUGAUGAACCGCAAGACAUUUUCCAGUGGAGAAAAGAAGAGAACUCAGAUGGCAGUCAAUCAUCAUCUCGGUCAAUGAGUUUCACAGAGAAUCAGGAAGUUGAUGCAAGGCCAAAGAGAGUGGGGAGAAAAGCAAGGAUGCUUGAUUUGGGGAAGAAAAUGGGGGAAAAGCUUGACGAGAAGAGGCGUAACAUUGAAGAGAGAGGCAGAAACAUUGUUGAAAGGAUGCGAGCACCUUAAAACGGAAUCAUAAUGCAGACUGGAAAUUGUAUGGAAUUUGUAGCGCACAACAUCAGAUCACAAAGGGAAAUGCGAGACCUAGAAUAUUUUGUACUAUUAGUAUUCCAACUCUUGAAGGGUCCUCAAAUCCCAUUUUCUCUUGGGUCCUAAAUUCUUUGGUGCACAUAUCUAUUGGGAAUUGAUACUUAUUCGAUAAAGUGAUAUACGUAGUAUUUCACAUUGUAUAUUGAAAAGGAAGUACAUUAGAAAACUAUUUGCAUGCGCAUUAAUGGUUGGUCAUUGUUUUAUUUGAUAAUAGCAAAUAAUUAUUCAUACGGAUUUCUUUUGCUCA
Messenger RNA from Cornus florida, 3007 nucleotides. RefSeq lists its product as uncharacterized. Gene Ontology annotation, molecular function: lipid binding. The record is from RefSeq and is a predicted model, not a curated record. The coding region runs from base 316 to 2676 and encodes 786 amino acids. The transcript has 7 exons. NCBI's taxonomy places the organism in Eukaryota, Viridiplantae, Streptophyta, Magnoliopsida, Cornales, Cornaceae. Gene Ontology annotation, cellular component: endoplasmic reticulum.